Messenger RNA from Centropristis striata (black sea bass), 2607 nucleotides. RefSeq names its product endonuclease domain-containing 1 protein-like. The transcript has 3 exons. Lineage: Eukaryota; Metazoa; Chordata; Actinopteri; Perciformes; Serranidae. Gene Ontology annotation, molecular function: nucleic acid binding; hydrolase activity; metal ion binding. The record is from RefSeq and is a predicted model, not a curated record. Bases 189 to 1094 code for a protein of 301 amino acids.
UUUGUUUUCUCAUGGGACAUGAAGCCCGUUCUCCUGGUGAAAGUCUCUGUUUAAACUACACAUCACCGUCAAUCAUUACUGCUAUGUUAGCAAGAUGGAGCGGAGGGAAGUCUAAAGUCUGAAGUAAGAGGUCGUGAGUGAGUGAACAGCAGCAGUGUGAUCAGAUUAUUGGACCCUCCAGCAGCAGGAUGUGCUGCCGUGUCCGCUCUGUGCUGCAGCUGCUGCUCUCUGCAGCCUGCUCUCUCUUUCUGUGUGCAGCUGACGUCGGAGACUUCGCUCCGUGCCUGCAGGUCUUCUACAAGUCUUGGCCUCCUAAAGGUCUGGCAGGGACCCCCAUUUGCCAGCGCUAUUACAACCAGUACCGCUUCGCCACACUGUACAGCCGGCCCCGCCGCUCGCCCUGGUUCUCAGCCUACCGCUUCUCUGCUCCGGAGGGGAAGAGGCCCACGGCCAGCUGGAAGUUUGAGCCACAGCUGGCAUACCCAGGAGGUGACGGCAACAUGCUGCCGUUCCCCCCGGGCCCUCUGGACCAGAACGUGGUGGACAGUCAGGCCGUGUCUCCAGACUACAUUAACUCCACCUUCUCCCGCGGCCACCUGAACCCGAGCCUGCACCACCAGAGCCACGAGGACCGCGCCGCCACCUUCACCCUCACCAACGUGGUCCCCCAGAAGGCGGGCUCCAACGACGGGCCCUGGGAGGUCCUGGAGCAGACCGUCAACAAAACCCUACAGGCCUUCUGUCUCGGCGAGGCGUACGUGGUGACGGGCGCCAUCCCGUACCGGAGCGGCGAGCCCUGGCUGAAGGAGCACCGCGUGGCCGUGCCGGAGUACCUCUGGUCGGCCUACUGCUGCCCCAACUACAACACCAGUCUGCCGCAGGAGCUGAAGGAGGCGUUCCCUUCGUACGCCGCCAUCGGACGCAACGACCGCAACAGCAGCGAGGAGAUCGUCCCCGUCAGCACGGCGGCCAAGAAACAGUUCAGAGGAUACGACGUGAGACAGAUGUCCCUAAAGACACUGGAGAUGUACCUGAAGGACAGGUUCAACACGGUGGUCAGCGUCUUCUACGAGCAGUGCUCCGGAUCAGACUGAGACACACACACACACACACACACACACACACACAGGAUCAGACACACACCAAGGUUAUUAUAGUUAACGAAAACUAUGUAAUAAUAAAAUAUGAAAUAAUAUGAUAAUAAUGAAAUAAUGAAAACUAGAAUUGAAAUAACAUUUUCGUUAACUGAAAUAAAAAUAAAAAUGAGUUUAAGAAAAAAAAAAAAAACUACCUGAAAAACUACCUGAAACUGUAUUGUGUAGUUACAAAACUAACUAAAACUAACUAAAAUUAUAAUGAAAAUGUCCUUGGUUUUAGUCUUUGUCAACUUUUUUCAUACAUAAACCUUUUGGGUUGAAAUGAAACCUAUUUCAUUUUUCUGGUUUUAUGAUUCAAUAAACUUAUUGGGGCUGAGAUGGAUCAGACAAAGGAAAUAAAGGCAACAUUUAUUGUGAACUUAUUGAAUCUGGCACCCAACAAAUAACUCAUUACAAAAAACUAAAACAAACACUAAAACUAAUAAAAACUAAACUAAAACUAAGCAUUUUCCAAAAAAUAAAAACUAAUUAAAACUAGCAAACUCACUCUAAAAACGAACUAAAAAUAACUGAAUUUGAAAACAAAAAUUGACAACGAAAUUAAAACUAAAACUAAUGAAAAAAUCCAAAACUAUUAUAACCUUGACACACACCCACACGCAUAAUCUAACACAUGGUUGGUUCAGAUUUGGAAACACUGAAUCUAAAAGUUGAUGACGAAAAGUUUAUUGACCUGCUGCUGGACUGAAACUGAAAACACUCAAACUUCUCCUGGGCUCGUCACAAGAUUCACUCAGUGUUUCACCUCGAUAUAUCUGCAUUUCUUCAGAACUGUGCAGUAUUUUUGUAGCCUCCAUCAGCUGCAGGAGGCACAGUGUUUGUUCCCUUUGGACAGCCUGGGCCAGGCUAGCACUUUCCAUUGUUUCCAGUCUUUGUGCUAAGCUAAGCUAACCAGAUGCUGGCUUCAUAUUAAUUGUGCAGGUAUGUAGAGUAACUCUAAAACAGAAGCACUGGUGAAGGAGACUUUCUGCUCAGUAAAAUGUGUGCAUGUACCUCUAAAUAUGCAGAAGAAUUAUCAAGGAAAAGGUCUUGUUUAUGCAUGUGUAUUAUUGUAUACUGACCACUAGAUGGCGACUUUGUGCAAUACAUAAAGAUGAGUGACUGUAACCUGCAACAUCAAGUUUCAUCUUUCAUGAUUUCAUUGUUAAUUUACACUCUGAACCCCAACGAAACGUUUCAGGGCGUUUUGUUUUUUUAAGUUCUUUUUACAUUCAAGUCCUGCAGCUCUAUGGAAUCAGCACAAUCAUGGCUAGAAGUGGAAACAACUCAAACAUGUCUUUGUACAGAAUAACACAGUUAGAAUAAGAGAAAAAGUUGCAUUUAUCUGAUGAAUUGAAAUUCCAAGUGUCAUGAAUGUUGUUACAAACACAAAAUGACCAAAAACGACACAAAAGAGACACAAAAUUACGAAAAAACAUACGUAAAAAAUAACCAAAAAGACACAAAUUUA